AAAAAAUCGUUCGCGAUGUGGCGCGAACUUUGGUCGCGCGCGCUUCUAACGUGCGCGAUCGGCACUUGCUCGAUUCUCGGCGACUUCGGACUGAAGUAUGGCAAGAGUAACUCGGCGCGCGCGAUGUUUGACAACGCGACGCACGCGACAGUGGGCGGCCUCACGUGGACAUUGAUCGUCGUUCUCUCGCGGAAGUCGAUCGCGCGCAAUCUGAAUAGUAUAUUCUCCUGCUUUCUGUUGGCGUCCUUCAUCGAUCUAGAUCACUUUGUCGCGGCGCGUAGUUGGCACCUUCAUGAUGCCACGCAUUUGCAAAAACGACCAUUUCUACAUUGCACCACCAUUCCUAUUAUGUUAUGGAUACUCCUCAUCUCACUUUCUAAUACUUUUCAUUCUCCUGUAUUGGAACAGACUUCCUGGGUGAUACUGGCCGCCUUCCUAAGUCAUCAUAUACGAGAUGGUACCAGAAGAGGCUUAUGGUUCUAUCCCUUCGGAUCAACCCGUCCCAUUCCUUAUUAUUUGUAUGUGAGUCUUUGUAUGACCCUUCCUUACAUAUUAUAUUGGCUCAUGAGCCUACAUACGUUUGCAUCGAAGAAUAAUGACGAGAUUAUUCUUAUCGAUAUAUAAGACUUGAUUUAAAAUGUGUAUAUUACAUGUCGAUUGUCAAAAUCAAAACAAUAGGAUAUUUCUUAUAUAAGAUAAUUAAAUAUUUAAAAACACUAAUGGUUUAAUAUCGAUAUAUCGAUAUUUCUCAAUAGUUUAAGUUAAAAACGGUAAGAGGAAAAACUAAUAACCUAAGAAUAAGCUCUCUGCGAGAAAAAAA
This is a messenger RNA of Pogonomyrmex barbatus (red harvester ant), 820 nucleotides long. RefSeq lists its product as uncharacterized. Lineage: Eukaryota; Metazoa; Arthropoda; Insecta; Hymenoptera; Formicidae. The record is from RefSeq and is a predicted model, not a curated record.